ACACAUUGCCAUGGCUGAACCAAAAGUUCGCAACAGAAAUGUUUGUAUCGUUGUUCUAGGAGAUAUUGGACAUAGUCCCCGCAUGGAGUAUCAUGCAUGCAGCUUUUUAGAACAUAAUUAUACCGUAGAUUUAAUAGGGUACGUGGAAAGUAAGCCGUUGGAGCAAUUAACAUCUGCACUUCCCAGAUGCAAAAUACACGAAUUGUCUGCCGUUCCCGUCACAAAUUUAACGCCAACAUUGAAGUUAAUAUUCAAAACCGUCUGGCAAACGUUGAGUCUAAUGAUUGCUCUCGCAUCAAUCAGGAGGCCAAGCUCCCUUUUAUUGCAAAACCCCCCCGGUAUACCUGCUUUGGCAGUAUGUUACUUGUAUUGCCUCAUAACACGGACAAAGUUUAUAAUCGAUUGGCAUAAUUAUACGUAUACGAUAUUGGCCCUAGGAAUGGCUGGUGGAGAGAAAAACAGAUUUUGUCGAGUAGCCAGGUGGAUAGAGCGAAAAUUCGGUUCCAAGGCUGAUGCAAACUUUUGUGUUACAAAAGCCAUGAUGGAAGAUCUAACAACAAAUUGGAAGAUAAGAAAUGUGAACGUUCUAUACGAUAGACCUCCACUGCAGUUUCAUCCAAUUGAACUGACAAAGAAACAUGAGCUUUUUAUGAAAUUGUCCAAGGAGUAUCCACAAUUUCUGCCAAGUUGCUACGAUGAUUUGAAGGAGUCCGGUGUUGUGGAAUGCACAGCUCUAACACAGAAGCUAAGCAACGGCACUGUGCUUUACAAACCAAAUCGAAUGGCUAUAUUGGUAUCAUCAACUAGUUGGACACCAGAUGAAGAUUUCGGCAUAUUAUUAGAAGCUUUAAAAGUUUACGAAAAGGAAGCCAAUACAAAACCGCAAAACUUUCCCUUUCUACUGUGCAUCAUAACCGGGAAGGGACCACAAAAAGAGGAAUAUCAAAAGAAAAUUGAACAGCUUAAAUUCUCUCGCGUUGAAAUUAUUACACCUUGGCUAGACACGGAAGACUAUCCUACACUAUUGGCAUCAGCUGAUCUCGGGGUGUGCCUGCACUGGAGUUCUAGCGGUUUAGACUUACCAAUGAAAGUCGUCGACAUGUUCGGCUGCGGACUGCCUGUUUGUGCGUUCGAUUUCAAGUGCCUACACGAGUUAGUCAGACCUGGACAAAAUGGCUUUAUAUUUCAAAGCCAACAGGAGCUCGCUGACCAGUUGCUUUUUUGGUUCGAAAACUUUCCCAGUAAUCCAAGCCUAGUAGAGUCCAAGGAGAUAUUCAAAAAGAAUUUGCUGUCAUUCCAAAACCUAAGAUGGCACGACAAUUGGACCAACGUUGCUCUGCCCAUAUUCAACUCUUUCAUUUGA
Molecule: messenger RNA, 1363 nt
Organism: Musca vetustissima
Lineage: Eukaryota; Metazoa; Arthropoda; Insecta; Diptera; Muscidae
Gene: Alg1
Product: chitobiosyldiphosphodolichol beta-mannosyltransferase
Exons: 3
Coding region: 11-1363 (450 amino acids)
Cellular component (GO): endoplasmic reticulum
Molecular function (GO): mannosyltransferase activity
Source: RefSeq, a predicted model, not a curated record